UGUUGUCUCCAUUUUAAAAAGUGUGUUAGCAAACGUCGUCUCUGUUUUUCGUUCUGCGUGUUGGUCUUGAACAGGGGAGAGAGAGCUGCAUUCCAGACGGCAUCGGAGAAACCAAGGGCGGAGGCAAUUGCAAGCGACCAGCGGCCAGCGACGGCGAAGAUUUUUGAAUCUAAACCGCCGUGGGGCGCCAGUGGGUUAAUGGAAUUGAACCUUAUUAGAUGCUCGCACGGCAGGAGUCUCUUCAGAGUCUUCAAGCCCUUCCCUCUUUCUCUGAAAACGAGUAUUUCCAAGCCCCACCACAUGCCAAUACAAAACGUUGGUGGAGGCUCAGUUAAUAGAGCUUAUGAUGCAUUGCUUUUGGAUGCUGGAGGAACGCUGCUGCAGUUGGCAAAGCCAGUUGAAGAGACUUACGCAUCCAUUGGCUCCAAAUAUGGUCUAACUAACACCCCUGCUGAGAUAAAGCAAGGAUUUAGGAGAGCGUUUUCUGGUCCGUGGCCUCAAAAGCUACGUUACAAGGGAGAUGGAAGGCCAUUUUGGAAACUUGUCGUUUCAGAAGCCACUGGUUGUUCUGAUGAUAGUUACUUUGAAGAAGUCUAUCAGUACUAUGCAAAUGGUGAUGCAUGGCAUCUUCCAGAUGGAGCUUGUGCAACCCUGGGUGUUUUGAAAGAUGCUGGAGUUAGGUUGGCUGUUGUAUCCAAUUUUGACACUCGGUUAAGGAAGCUGUUGAAGGAUCUAAAUGUUUUAGAUAUGUUUGACGCUGUUAUAAUAUCGGCAGAAGUUGGAUAUGAAAAGCCAGAUGGAAAAAUAUUUGAAGCUGCAUUAGAUCAACUUGGAGUCACGUCUGACAAAGCCGUGCAUGUUGGAGAUGACCAGAAGGCAGAUAAGGAGGGAGCAAACGCUGUUGGAAUAGCUUGCUGGCUAUGGGGAAGUGAUGUGACAACGUUCCGGGACGUUCAAAAUCAAAUCCUCAUCUGAGCCUCGAGCUUCUAAGCAGCCGAUGUAGUUCACUUCUCCCUGUGAAUGGGAUAUGAAUCUGGCAUGGAUUGUUCUCAACUCUUUUCCUUUCAGUUGGGGUCUUUGUUGUUCAUUGAUAGCCAAAACUCUGGUGGUUGCAUUAUAUUCUUUGAAAUAAUUUAGGUUGGAGUUAUCGAGGAUUCCACCUUUAAAAGAGUGAGGGACCUCACACUCUAUAUAAGAUAUAUGAGCUAUUCAUCUCAUUGUCAAUUAACUUUGAGAUGGAUCUCCAUAUUAUCAAAUAUGGUAUAAGCGCUCAUAAAGCCUAAAUGGGUAUUUGGUUUAAUUAAAAAAAAAAAAAAAAAAAAGAAAUUGAGAUUUGAUCCAGAAUAAUGGUGAAUCUAAAAGAGGUACCAAACAUGCCCCCAAAACUGGAGCAUUUGAUAUAUUUAGUUGAACAAAAUGACAACAAAUUUUAAUGUUUAGUUCACUCAUUAAA
This is a messenger RNA of Benincasa hispida (wax gourd), 1453 nucleotides long. Its product is annotated as Haloacid dehalogenase-like hydrolase (HAD) superfamily protein. NCBI's taxonomy places the organism in Eukaryota, Viridiplantae, Streptophyta, Magnoliopsida, Cucurbitales, Cucurbitaceae. The record is from RefSeq and is a predicted model, not a curated record.